UCUCCAGAUCUCGCGCUUCCUCUGCAUCCUCCCUCCACCGCGAAACAUCGGUUUUUUUUCCUCAACUUUUUCCGAGAAAAUUUCCUGAAUAUCCAAUAAUUCCGAGAAAACUCCGCAAAAUGUCAUGGCCUACCGACACAGAGUUAAAUGCCAUAAAGAAUGCUGUGGCCCAGAUGAGUGGAAGAGAUGCUGGGGAAGUUCGAGUUGUGGUUGCUCCUUAUCGUAUAUGUCCUCUGGGAGCUCAUAUCGAUCACCAGGGUGGAACCGUGUCGGCUAUGACGAUUAACAAAGGAAUUCUUCUGGGCUUCGUUCCAUCUGGUGAUCCUAAGGUUGUAUUGCGUUCUGCACAGUUUGAAGGAGAAGUACAUUUCAGAGUUGAUGAAACCCAACACCCAAUACACCUGGCAAACAAGAAUGGCGGAAUUUCCACUUCUCCGUUGAGAGAAAAAGGAACCUGGGGCACUUAUGCCAAAGGAGCAUUGUACGCAUUACAGAGCAAGGGGAACAAUCUCCAACAGGGCAUUAUUGGUUACAUCAGCGGCUCUGAUGGACUUGAUAGUUCUGGGCUUAGCUCUUCUGCUGCUGUUGGUGUUGCUUAUCUGCUAGCAUUUGAGAGUGCAAAUGAAUUGGCAGUAUCACCAACGGAAAACAUCGAAUAUGACAGACUUAUCGAGAAUGGGUAUCUGGGUCUGCGAAAUGGAAUAUUGGAUCAAUCAGCCAUUUUGCUUUCAAGUUAUGGGUGUCUAACAUGCAUGGACUGCAAGACUAAGGAACACAAGCUUGUGCAUGCACCUGAACUGGAGAGACCAUUCAAGAUUUUGUUAGCAUUCUCAGGCUUGAGGCAGGCAUUGACGACCAACCCAGGAUAUAAUCGUCGAGUUGCUGAGUGUCAAGAGGCUGCUAAAGUUCUGUUGGCUGCUUCUGGAAACAGUGAGCUGGAACCUACCCUGUGUAACGUUGAGCUUGCUGUCUAUGAAGCUCACAAGCAUGAGUUGGACCCUCAUUUAGCUAGAAGAGCGGAGCAUUAUUUCUCAGAGAACUCGCGGGUUACCAGAGGACUAGAAGUUUGGGCGUCGGGGAAUCUUGAAGAAUUCGGAAAGCUAAUUUCAGCCUCGGGGCUGAGUUCUAUUGAAAAUUAUGAAUGCGGUGCGGAGCCGCUGAUACAGCUAUACAAUAUUCUUAUACGGGCUCCGGGUGUAUAUGGAGCUCGGUUCAGCGGAGCUGGUUUCAGGGGAUGCUGUCUUGCCUUUGUAGACGCAGAGAAAGCAGAAGCAGCUGCUUCAUACGUGAAGAACGAGUACCGAAAGCUGCAACCCGAGCUGAUGAAUCAACUGAACCACGAGAACACGGUUCUGAUCUGUGAGGCCGGUCACUCUGCUCGUGUUCUCUGAUCACAUUGGCCGUGGUUUCGGUUUAGGUUUAUACUUCACUUCAGAAACCUUCACGAGUUUUUGGUCUUGGAAUGGUCGUGUUUUCCUUUGUUGAUUCCUUAUAUUCAUUCAUUGUCACAUACUGGGACGAGAGAAUCUCUGGUCAGUUUUCUCCCAUGAGAGCUUGCUUGUAGGGUUUGUAGAAAUCCAGCAAUUCUUAACACAUUAAACUACACUGUUCUUUGGUGAUGAAUGCAAGAUAUUCUUUUUA
Tarenaya hassleriana is the source of this 1641-nucleotide messenger RNA. Its product is annotated as galacturonokinase. Bases 120 to 1391 code for a protein of 423 amino acids. Gene Ontology annotation, cellular component: cytosol; cytoplasm. NCBI's taxonomy places the organism in Eukaryota, Viridiplantae, Streptophyta, Magnoliopsida, Brassicales, Cleomaceae. Gene Ontology annotation, molecular function: galactokinase activity; ATP binding. Gene Ontology annotation, biological process: galactose metabolic process. The record is from RefSeq and is a predicted model, not a curated record. The transcript has 14 exons.